AUGGAUAUUUCAGCGCCUGUUGGAACGACGAUUAGUCAACGUUCAGACAUUGUUACUUUGCAAGAAGGUGAUGAUUUUUCAGCUGCUUUUCAGCAAAGUGCUUGGCGUCCACUAGCAACGGCAAGUAGUGCCCCUUGGUCCAUCUCUGUACGUAUAAAUGUCAAUCGAAGGUCUGACAAUGGUUUGUAUAACAAUGCUCCGGUAGCUACAAUGAUGUCUCCCAUCUUAAUUCCUGUCAAUCAAUUAACAAUCAUUAAUGUGCCUGUAGCUGAUGCCGACGGAGAUAUAAUCCAUUGUCGAUGGUCUACCACAUCGAAUGGAGUAGAUGAAUGUGGUGGUGUAUGUCCACCCAGUUCAUUACCAUCAAACAUGACAAUCUAUCCUAAUUGUACUAUUUUGAUAAUAGAUCAAACUGUUGGCAACUGGUUUGCUGUGGCACUUAUGGUCGAAGAUUUCAUUGACUCAACAAGCAUAAUUCCUCUCAGUUCGAUACCUGUUCAAUUUCUUGUACAGAUAGUAAACCAAUCGUCAUGUCCUAAUCCACCUACAAUUAUUGGACCAUCUCUUGAAGAGUCAUGUAUAGUAGUUGUAACUGGUCAAACAUUUAUAUCACAGCUAUUUGCUUUAAAUAAUUGUGGUUCAAGUGUGACUAUUAUGGAUAUUACUAUAUUGGCUUUUCUUGGAAUGAUACGAGGAAACAUCACUCAAGUAAAUACAACUACCUAUUAUAUUGAUCUCUCAUGGACACCGACUGACUCUCAACUUGGUUAUCAAGUUAUAUGUGCAAUGGCAUUCGAUAGGUAA
Rotaria sp. Silwood2 is the source of this 804-nucleotide messenger RNA. The record is from the annotation of a GenBank genome assembly. NCBI's taxonomy places the organism in Eukaryota, Metazoa, Rotifera, Eurotatoria, Philodinida, Philodinidae.